Molecule: messenger RNA, 333 nt
Organism: Babesia sp. Xinjiang
Lineage: Eukaryota; Apicomplexa; Aconoidasida; Piroplasmida; Babesiidae
Exons: 2
Coding region: 1-333 (110 amino acids)
Source: RefSeq, a predicted model, not a curated record
AUGGCGAUUCAACCGCAAAAGGAGGCCGCGGAUGCGAUAAGGAUUACGCCCUUAAUCAUGCAACAGCUGGUAGUAGUUGGUGGAUUCGUUCUGCUACUUGUAGUAUGCCGCCCAAAAGUUAAGGAUAACCGUGAUCCUAUGGGACCUGGAAGCGCACACACAUCGACGGUUGAAGAUCAAACGAGCGCAACGAACAAGUGUCAACAGAAUCGAUAUGCUGGUUCUUCCUUCGUAGAAGUGACCAAUAGCGAUCACGGUCGGCGGUAUCGUGAUGAAGGCGCCUCUAGAGGGAUGCCUACGCGAUAUGAUGGACAGCAGAGCCAAAUCUGUUAA